This is a messenger RNA of Rhizophagus irregularis DAOM 181602=DAOM 197198, 195 nucleotides long. NCBI's taxonomy places the organism in Eukaryota, Fungi, Glomeromycota, Glomeromycetes, Glomerales, Glomeraceae. The record is from RefSeq and is a predicted model, not a curated record.
ACUUCUUUAACACGUAUCAAAUUCGAUGAAUUAAAUCAAGAUUUUUUUCCAAUCCGCAUUAAAACAUUAAAAAAGUACUUUGAGAUGCUAAAAUUAAAAAGUCAAUUUUAUGAAAUUUCUUUGGUUGGUAGCUCAACAUGCACUCCUGUAAUUAAUUAUCUGAACUUUGGGAAAGAAUUAAACAAAACAAUUAAU